CUGGAGAACGGAAAGGACGCGAUGGUUCCCAUAAAGCCCGAGAGCCCGUUGAAUCUUCCCACCCAGAAGCUCUCCCUAGGCUGCCCCGUCCUCGACCGCCUCGUUCGUGGCGGCCUCCCCGUCGGUUCCGUCACCGAGCUCGCUGGCGAGAGCGGCACCGGCAAGUCCCAGAUCUGCCUCCAGCUCCUCCUCGCCGCCCUCCGUCCCCCCUCCCUAGGCGGCCUCUCCGCCGCCUCCCUCUACAUCCACUCCGAGUUCCCCUUCCCCCUCCGUCGCCUCCGCCGCCUCCUAACACCCUUCGCCCCCUCCUCCGUCGUCCCCACACCCCUCGACCAUAUCUUCGUCCGCCCCGCCCACUCCCCCGACGACCUCCUCUCCCUCCUCACCGCCGUCGAUGCCCUCCUCGCCCGGCCCCCUUCCGCCCUUCCCGUCCGCCUCCUCGUCGUCGACUCCAUUGCCGCCCUCUUCCGCUCCGAGUUCGACAACACGCCGGCCGACCUCAAGCGCCGGUCCUCGCUCUUCUUCAAGAUCGCCGCCAAGCUCAAGGAACAGGCGAGGCGGUUCGAGGCGGUGGUGGUCGUCACCAACCAGGUGGUCGACGUGGUGGGUGGCUCGGAGUCGUAUGGGUCGAGCGGUAAUGCCAUCCGGGUGGGGAACUAUGGGUCCUUGUGGUCGUCGGGGAGGCGGGUUUGCCCUGCGCUGGGACUCUCGUGGGCGAAUUGCAUCAACACCAGGAUCUUCUUGUCGAGGAGCGACGACAUUGUGAGGAAUGAAAGGGCUUUGGUGGAUGAGGAAUCGGACGAUCGGGUCCACGGAACCGUGGUGAGGACGAGGAGGAAGAUGGAGAUGGUGUUCGCCCCUCAUUUGCCGGAGGCUUCGUGCGAGUUCGUGAUCGUCAGCGAAGGGGUCUUUGGAGUCGAGGCGCAGAGUGAGAAGUCAGAAACUCCAUCACCUACCUCACAGAUUUGAUGUACAAAUUUUCAAGGUUAAUUGGAGUCAAGGACUUCAGGACCAUUACGGUGUUGCCUGGCAGCGGCGGAUUGCACAAUAAGAGCCCUUU
Elaeis guineensis (African oil palm) is the source of this 1060-nucleotide messenger RNA. RefSeq names its product DNA repair protein XRCC3 homolog. Lineage: Eukaryota; Viridiplantae; Streptophyta; Magnoliopsida; Arecales; Arecaceae. Gene Ontology annotation, biological process: double-strand break repair via synthesis-dependent strand annealing; telomere maintenance via recombination; resolution of mitotic recombination intermediates. Gene Ontology annotation, molecular function: ATP-dependent DNA damage sensor activity; ATP binding; four-way junction DNA binding. Gene Ontology annotation, cellular component: Rad51C-XRCC3 complex; replication fork. The record is from RefSeq and is a predicted model, not a curated record.